GGUUGCCAUGGGGACCUGGAUGCUGACGAAGGCUCGCGAGGCUGUGAGCAGCCACAGUGCCCUGCUCAGAAGCUGGGGGCUCCUCAGUCAAGCCGGUUCUAGGUUCUCACUCGGCAGCACGGGCAGGCGAGUGGCUCCUGGUUCCGGGAGCAGAACAGCAGUGCCCCAGCCCUGGUCCUCCAGCCCUGAGCCUCGCCUGCCCGCACGGCACCAGGAUGGCCACCAUCACCUGCACCCGCUUCACGGAAGAGUACCAGCUCUUCGAGGAAUUGGGAAAGGGAGCCUUCUCGGUGGUGCGCAGGUGUGUGAAGGUGCUGGCUGGCCAGGAGUAUGCUGCCAAGAUCAUCAACACCAAGAAACUCUCGGCCAGAGACCAUCAGAAGCUGGAGCGCGAAGCCCGCAUCUGCCGCCUGCUGAAGCACCCCAACAUCGUCCGGCUCCACGACAGCAUCUCCGAGGAGGGGCACCAUUACCUGAUCUUCGACCUGGUCACCGGCGGGGAGCUGUUCGAGGACAUCGUGGCCCGGGAAUAUUACAGCGAGGCUGAUGCCAGUCACUGUAUCCAGCAGAUCCUGGAGGCCGUGCUGCACUGCCACCAGAUGGGGGUGGUGCACCGGGACCUGAAGCCGGAGAAUCUGCUGCUGGCCUCCAAGCUCAAGGGCGCUGCGGUGAAACUGGCAGACUUUGGCCUGGCCAUAGAGGUGGAGGGGGAGCAGCAGGCAUGGUUCGGGUUUGCUGGGACACCUGGAUACCUCUCUCCAGAAGUGCUGCGGAAGGACCCGUACGGGAAGCCCGUGGACCUGUGGGCCUGCGGAGUGAUCCUGUACAUCCUGCUCGUGGGCUACCCCCCGUUCUGGGAUGAGGACCAGCACCGCUUGUACCAGCAGAUCAAAGCUGGCGCCUAUGAUUUCCCAUCACCAGAAUGGGACACCGUCACCCCAGAAGCCAAGGAUCUCAUCAAUAAGAUGUUGACCAUCAACCCGUCCAAACGCAUCACGGCCGCCGAGGCCCUCAAGCACCCCUGGAUCUCGCACCGGUCCACCGUGGCCUCCUGCAUGCACAGACAGGAGACCGUGGACUGCCUGAAGAAGUUCAACGCCAGGAGAAAACUGAAGGGAGCCAUCCUCACCACGAUGCUGGCCACCAGGAACUUCUCUGGAGGGAAGAGCGGAGGAAACAAGAAGAACGAUGGUGUGAAGAAAAGAAAGUCCAGUUCCAGCGUUCAGUUAAUGGAAUCUUCAGAGAGCACCAACACCACCAUUGAGGACGAAGACACCAAAGUGCGGAAACAGGAAAUUAUAAAAGUGACAGAGCAGCUGAUUGAAGCCAUAAGCAAUGGAGAUUUUGAGUCCUACACGAAAAUGUGUGACCCCGGGAUGACAGCCUUCGAACCCGAGGCCCUGGGGAACCUGGUCGAGGGCCUGGACUUCCAUCGAUUCUAUUUUGAAAACCUGUGGUCCCGGAACAGCAAGCCUGUGCACACCACCAUUUUGAACCCCCACAUCCAUCUGAUGGGCGACGAGUCAGCCUGCAUCGCCUACAUCCGUAUCACUCAGUACCUGGACGCCGGCGGCAUCCCCCGCACGGCCCAGUCGGAGGAGACCCGCGUCUGGCACCGCCGGGACGGCAAAUGGCAGAUUGUCCACUUCCACAGAUCGGGGGCGCCCUCUGUCCUGCCCCAUUGAAGGGCCAGGCGGGGGCGCUGUACUGCAGAUAUCUGCUCAUCCUCGUCCGUCCGUCAGUGGAAUGUCGCUGCUGGUUCUCCCACCUUGGAUUUUGCUGGAAUUCCCCCACUCACAUCAUCCCACCACCACCACCACCACCGUCACUUUCAUACCUGCAUCAAGAAAACCUACCCACAAAGCCAUCACGUCUUCAGA
Messenger RNA from Myotis lucifugus (little brown bat), 1880 nucleotides. RefSeq names its product calcium/calmodulin dependent protein kinase II alpha (gene CAMK2A). NCBI's taxonomy places the organism in Eukaryota, Metazoa, Chordata, Mammalia, Chiroptera, Vespertilionidae. The transcript is spliced from 19 exons. Gene Ontology annotation, cellular component: cytoplasm; neuron projection. Gene Ontology annotation, molecular function: calcium/calmodulin-dependent protein kinase activity; calmodulin binding; ATP binding. The coding region runs from base 216 to 1685 and encodes 489 amino acids. The record is from RefSeq and is a predicted model, not a curated record. Gene Ontology annotation, biological process: protein phosphorylation.